This is a messenger RNA of Molossus molossus (Pallas's mastiff bat), 2398 nucleotides long. RefSeq names its product calcium binding and coiled-coil domain 1 (gene CALCOCO1). The coding region runs from base 87 to 2162 and encodes 691 amino acids. The transcript has 15 exons. Lineage: Eukaryota; Metazoa; Chordata; Mammalia; Chiroptera; Molossidae. The record is from RefSeq and is a predicted model, not a curated record.
GGAGUCGGAGUGCUGUUUUUGUUGUUGGUGAAAGGUGAGGGAACAGCUGAUCCGUCUGUGGGGAGGGCACAUAUCUCAAGGGAAAAAUGGAAGACUCAUCAGUAAGCCGAGUACCAUCUCGGGGUGGAGUCAGCUUUCUGAAUGUGGCCCGGACCUACAUCCCCAACACCAAGGUGGAAUGUCACUAUACCCUUCCCCCAGGCACCGUACCCAGUGCCAGCGACUGGAUUGGUAUCUUCAAGGUGGAGGCUGCCUGUGUUCGGGAUUACCACACAUUUGUGUGGUCUUCAGUGCCUGAAAGUGCAACUGAUGGUUCCCCCAUCCAUGCCAGUGUCCAGUUCCAAGCCAGCUACCUGCCCAAACCGGGAGCCCAGCUCUACCAGUUCCGAUAUGUGAACCGCCAGGGCCGGGUGUGUGGGCAGAGCCCCGCUUUCCAGUUCCGAGAGCCAAGGCCCAUGGAUGAACUGGUGACUCUCGAAGAGACUGAUGGUGGCUCUGACAUCCUGCUGGUUGUCCCCAAGGCAACGGUGCUGCAGAACCAGCUGGAUGAGAGCCAGCAAGAGAGGAAUGACUUGAUGCAACUGAAGCUGCAGCUGGAGGGACAGGUCAUGGAGCUGAGGAGCCGAGUGCAGGAGCUGGAGACGGCUCUGGCAACUGCCAGGCGGGAGCACGCAGAGCUGAAAGAGCAGUACAAGGGGCUUUCUCGGUCCCAUGGGGAACUCACAGAGGAGAGGGACAUCUUGAGCCGGCAACAGGGAGACCAUGUGGCACACAUCCUGGAACUGGAAGAUGACAUCCAGACCAUCAGUGAGAAAGUGCUGACAAAGGAGGUGGAACUGGACAGGGUUAGAGACACAGUGAAGGCCCUGACUCGGGAACAAGAGAAGCUCCUUGGGCAACUAAAGGAAGUGCAAGCAGACAAGGAGCAAAGCGAGGCUGAGCUCCAAAUGGCACAACAGGAGAAUCGUCGCUUGAAUUUGGAGCUGCAAGAGGCCAAGGGCUGGCAGGAGGAGCAGGUUGCUCAGACCCAGCGACUAAAAGACAAGUUGGCCCAGAUGAAGGACACCCUAGGCCAGACCCAGCAGCGGGUGGCUGAGCUGGAACCCCUGAAGGAGCAGCUUCGAGGGGCCCAGGAACUUGCAGCCUCAAGCCAGCAGAAAGCUGCCCUUCUUGGGGAGGAGCUGGCCAGCGCAGCAGGAGCCAGGGACCGCACCAUAGCUGAACUACAUCGCAGCCGCCUGGAAGUGGCUGGAGUCAAUGGCAGGCUGGCUGAGCUCAGUCUGCAUUUGAAGGAGGAAAAAAGCCAGUGGAGCAAGGAGCGGGCGGGGAUGUUGCAGAGUGUGGAGGCAGAGAAGGACAAGAUCCUGAAGCUAAGUGCAGAGAUACUUCGGUUGGAAAAGGCAAUUCAGGAGGAGAGGACCCAGAAUCAAGUGCUCAAGACUGAACUGGCCCGGGAAAAGGAUUCUAGCCUGGUGCAGUUGUCAGAGAGUAAGCGGGAGCUGACAGAGCUGCGGUCAGCCCUGCGUGUGCUCCAGAAGGAAAAGGAGCAAUUGCAGGAGGAGAAGCAGGAACUGCUAGAGUACAUGAGAAAGCUGGAGGCCCGCCUUGAGAAGGUCGCAGAUGAGAAGUGGAAUGAGGAUGCCGCCACAGAGGAUGAGGAGGCAGCUGCAGGGCUGAGCUGCCCAGCAGCUCUGACAGACUCAGAGGAUGAGUCCCCAGAAGACAUGAGGCUCCCACCCUAUGGCCUGUGUGAGCGUGGAGACCCAGGCUCCUCUCCUGCUGGGCCACGAGAGGCUUCUUCCCUAGUUGUCAUCAGCCAGCCAGCUCCCAUCGCUCCCCACCUCUCAGGGCCAAUCGAGGACAGUAGCUCUGACUCGGAGGCUGAAGAUGAGAAGUCAGUUCUGAUGGCAGCUGUGCAGAGUGGGGGUGAAGAGGCCAACCUACUGCUUCCUGAACUGGGCAAUGCCUUCUAUGACAUGGCCAGUGGCUUUGCAGUGGGCCCCUUGUCAGAGGCCAGCAGUGGGGGCCCUGCCACACCUCCAUGGAAGGAGUGCCCUAUUUGUAAGGAGCGUUUCCCAGCUGAGAGUGAUAAGGAUGCCCUGGAGGACCACAUGGAUGGACACUUCUUCUUUAGCACCCAGGACCCCUUCACCUUUGAGUGAUCUCACCUCUCCCUAGUACAAACACAAACACACACUUACACACGUACACACACUCACGCACAGGCACACAUUUAGGUCUCAUGCCUCUUCCAUUGGGCUCCAUGAUAUUCUGUGAAGAACCACUCCCAUGUGCCGUGUUUUUUUUUAUCCUCACCCAAGGACAUUUUUUUUUUUCAUUUUUUGUUCAGAUAGAGUGGGAGGGAGAGAGAGAGAGAGAAACAUUGACGUGAAAGGGA